Chenopodium quinoa (quinoa) is the source of this 1931-nucleotide messenger RNA. RefSeq names its product GATA transcription factor 8-like. Bases 511 to 1479 code for a protein of 322 amino acids. Gene Ontology annotation, cellular component: nucleus. Lineage: Eukaryota; Viridiplantae; Streptophyta; Magnoliopsida; Caryophyllales; Amaranthaceae. Gene Ontology annotation, biological process: positive regulation of DNA-templated transcription. The transcript has 4 exons. The record is from RefSeq and is a predicted model, not a curated record. Gene Ontology annotation, molecular function: sequence-specific DNA binding; zinc ion binding.
CUAAAUUGAACCGGAGAUAUUAUAUAAAAUAAAAUUUAUAUUGAUUUUAAAAAAUAAAAUAAAAAAAGAGACUUCAACAUCAAGACAACUUAGAAGAGAGGUGAAUGCAAAUUGGUACUAGUCCGUAAAAAAACAUACAGCUAGCAAUUAUAUCAACUCACUCGUAUUUUGAGUAGAAAGGAAGGAACACACCUACCUUCCCUUUUCCCCACUGCACUCCCUCUACCUCUACCUUACUUCCUUUCUUUUUAUUUUCUUUCAUCUAUUUUACUUCAACUCCGUACCUUUUUCUUUACAAUCCUCAUUCUCUCUUUUCUCUCUCUUCUCUAAACUAUUAAUACUACUUCUCUCUCAUUACUACAACUCCACAACUUCAUAAGGAAUUUUAUUCAAUUUGAGGUGCUUUAGCUGCAAUUUUGCUAAGAAGACAAACAAAUUCAUAAAGAAGAAUAGCAAGAGAAACUAAAGACGAAGGAGAAAAAGAAUAAAUAAAUAAUUAAAUAAAAAAAAAUGAGCGGGAUUACAAUGAUGGAAGAAAUUGACAGUGGAAAUUUCUUCGACCAAAUUGAUGACCUUCUUGAGUUCCCAAACGACGACGUUGAGAAAGGUUUGGGUGAUAAUGGUGUUGCAAUGAACCAGUACAAUAAUUUUCCGCCGGUUUUUUGGUCGGACAAUUCACCGGUUUUCUCCGCCUCCCACAGUAACACAGCGUCUGACCUCUCCGCUGAACUCUCUGUUCCUUAUGAGGACAUUGUUCAGCUUGAGUGGCUGUCGAACUUUGUUGAAGAUUCCUUUGCUGGUUCAGGCCUGACAGUCGAAAAAAGUCAGUCUACUUCAUAUACUAAGGACCCCUCCCGUAAUCAGUUCCAAACUUCCAGUCCUGUUUCGGUCCUUGAGAGCAGCAGCACUUGCUCUAGAGGAAAAACUCUCCCUGUCAGUCAUGAAAAACGUGCUCGCAGCAAGCGACCUCGUCCUGCUACUUUCAACCCUCGUGCUCACCUCAUUUCACCGACACCCUCCAUUUCCAAAACACCUCGGCUAUUGUUUGCCCCCAGUGCUUCGUUGUCUAAGUCAGAGAAUUUUGCUGACUCUCGUCCCCUAAAGAAGAAAAAGAAGAUCAAGAUUCUACCUCCCUCAGGCAGAAUAAGUCACAAUCAAAAUGAUAAUCCUAAUGCUAACACCACAUCACAGGCAUUAAGGAAGUGCAUGCAUUGCGAGAUUGCAAAAACACCACAAUGGAGAGCUGGGCCAAUGGGGCCAAAAACCCUUUGCAAUGCAUGUGGCGUCCGUUACAAAUCAGGUCGUCUGUACCCUGAGUAUCGCCCUGCAGCAAGCCCAACUUUCGUCCCAUCCUUGCACUCUAAUUCUCACAAGAAAGUCCUUGAGAUGAGGACCAAGACCCCUGAUGAGAAUCCUGCAAAAAUCUCCCAGGAGCAUGAGUUUAUACCAAAAAGCGGUCUCCCCCCAGCAUAUAUCUGAUCAAGGAGGUAGAGAUCACAGCGUUAUUUGCUUGCUGGAAUGGUUGCGUUCUCCUGCCAGCGUCGCAUUUGAGUGUCAUUUGUUAUUGUUUCUCAAUUAUUAUUGCUACAUAUAUCUUGGUUCAUUGGUUUUUUUGUGCAGAGGGGGGCGGUGUUAUAAAAAAUAGCAGCAAUAGAUGUGUAGGUGUAGCUAAUUUUUAGCCUAAAAUUAGUCGAGAUUAAGAUAAGGGGGGAAAGAGAAACUGAGAGAUCAGCAAAUACAGAGUUUGUAGACCUAAGAUGUUUAGAUGUAGCUAAUUUUUAUUUAGUUUACAAGGUCAUUAGGUAAUACUUAGUAUGAGUCUGUUUUACUUUCCCAUUGUAUUGAUCCUCUUUUUUUUACUUUCAAAUUCUUUUUACAGUUAGUUUGUCAGGCAGGAAAUUUCUGAAAUGAAGUUCUUUUUUACCUAUGAA